Molecule: messenger RNA, 1678 nt
Organism: Dissoconium aciculare CBS 342.82
Lineage: Eukaryota; Fungi; Ascomycota; Dothideomycetes; Mycosphaerellales; Dissoconiaceae
Product: FAD/NAD(P)-binding domain-containing protein
Exons: 2
Coding region: 109-1590 (493 amino acids)
Molecular function (GO): N,N-dimethylaniline monooxygenase activity; flavin adenine dinucleotide binding; NADP binding
Source: RefSeq, a predicted model, not a curated record
CAUAAACUAUGGCACUUCUUGGAAAUGGAAAAAUGCAUAUGAAGGCAGAAUUCCCUCGUCGCGCGAAAUUUGGCGAAAUUAGAAAACGAAGAAAUCAAAAUCGAAACCAUGGCCUGGCAACCCUUUGAGAAGACGGAGAACUGCUAUGAUGUCGUGAUUGUUGGCGCCGGAAUUUCCGGCAUCAAUUUUGCCUAUCGUUUACAAGAGAGAUUGCCGCAUCUUUCGUACAUAAUACUGGAAGGACGGCACGAGAUUGGUGGUACAUGGAGCUUGUUCAAAUAUCCAGGCCUUCGAUCUGAUUCUGACCUCUACACAUUUGGUUUCUCAUGGCGACCCUGGACCGAACGAACGUCGAUCGCGCGUGGUGAGUUGAUCAAGGACUACGUUGAGGAGUCCGCGCGCAAGUACAAUAUCGACAAGAAAAUCAAGUUUAACCACCGAGUGAGCAAUGCGAACUACUCAUCAUCAGAAAAUUCAUGGACACUCAACGUUCAAGCCAAAGGCGAGUCGUUCAACGUCAAGGCGCGGUUCCUUUCACUAUGCACUGGCUACUACGACUACGAGAUGCCAUUGCAGACCACGAUUCCAGGCAUCGAUAGCUUCUGUGGCAAGGUUGUGCAUCCUCAAUUCUGGCCCGAAGAUCUCGACUAUACCGACAAAGACAUCGUCGUUAUUGGAUCUGGUGCCACUGCAGUCACAAUUCUCCCCGUCUUAGCGGAAAAGGCAUCGCAAGUGACGAUGGUGCAACGCUCGCCCGGCUAUGUCAUUUCCGCACUUACAGAGGAUGCGACCGAAAAAUUUGUGCGUCGAUGGUUCUCAUGGUGGCCUGCCUUCCAGCACUGGGUCAUUCGUACCAAGUACAUCUUGAUGUCACUCUUCUUCAUGAACAUCUUGGCGCGAUACCCAGAGAAAGCGAAGGAGGGCAUUCUGAAAAGAAUCGCAGCAUCACUACCUGAAACCGUCCCCAUCGACCCUCACUUCACGCCGCGUUACUUUCCUGGACAGCAACGAAUGUGCCUUAGUCCCAACGGUGACUUCUACGAUGCUUUCAAAUCAGGAAAAGCUACCGUGGAGACGGGAGAAAUUGAGACUGUUACGAAGGAUGCAAUCAAGCUUGCCUCUGGAAAGACUCUUCACCCUGACAUUAUCAUUACAGCGACAGGCCUGAAGCUCAUCUUUGCUAGUGGAAUUAAAUUCCAAGUUGAUAACGCCAUUGUUGAUGUCUCGAAACAAUUCGUCUGGCGCGGUGUCAUGAUAGAAGGCUUACCGAAUGCCGCAACAGCCAUGGGCUAUUCGAAUGCUUCCUGGACUCUCGGAGCCGAUGCUUCUGCACAGCUUGUAUGUCGCAUCAUCAAGCAGAUGCGUCGUGAUGGUGUCGUACGAGUCACGCCAAAGAUGACUGAGACCGAGAGGUCGACGAUGAAACCGGGACCCUCUCGCAUGACAAGUACAUAUCUUAAGCUAGGGGGUGGAGCCAUGCCGAAGCCAGGCAACAGCGGUCCGUGGUUGCCUCGCUCGCAUUAUAUCAAAGACAUUUGGACCGCAUGGUAUGGAAACAUAUAUACUAAUCUUGAGUGGGAAAAAGCUUGAGUUAUCUAUGUCUAGUUUUGAAAUAUUGUUUACGCAGAGACGAGAAUAGUACUAGUAAACAAACAAGGUCCUAUUUACUUCUUUACAG